AUGAAGAAGCAAUUCAACCGCAUGCGCCAGCUCGCCAACCAGACCGUGGGCAGAGCCGAGAAGACCGAGGUGUUGAGCGAGGAUCUGCUGCAGGUGAGGCUCCCCCGGAGCCAUCCCGGGGUGGAUCCGGGGAUCAGGGGGAUCCGGGGAUCCGGUGGGAAUGCAGCUCCUGUCUCUCUGCAGAAGAAGCUGCCACUGACGACGCUGGCGCAGUGUCUGAUGGAGGGGUCGGCCGUGCUGGGGGAUGACUCCCUGCUGGGGAAGAUGCUGCGGCUGUGCGGGGAGGCCGAGGACAAGCUGGCGCAGGAGCUCAUCCACUUCGAGCUGCAGGUGGAGCGGGACGUCAUCGAGCCGCUCUUCGUGCUGGCUGAGGUGGAAAUCCCAAAUAUCCAAAAGCAGAGGAAGCACUUGGCGAAGCUCGUGCUGGACAUGGACUCCUCCAGGACGAGGUGGCAGCAGUCGGUGAAGUCCUCGGGUCUGGCCAGCAACCUGCAGCCCUCGGGGGCCAAAGCCGACGCUCUCAGGGAGGAGAUGGAGGAGGCGGCCAACAGAGUGGAGAUCUGCAGGGACCAGCUCUCGGCUGACAUGUACAAUUUCGUGGCCAAAGAAGUCGACUAUGCAAACUAUUUUCAAACGCUGAUCGAGGUGCAGGCCGAGUACCACCGCAAAUCCCUGGCGCUCCUGCAGAACUUCCUGCCACAGAUCAAAGCCCAGCAGGAGGCGUGGAUGGAGAAGCCCUCCUUUGGGAAGCCCCUGGAGGAGCACCUGGCUGUCAGCGGGCGGGAGAUCGCCUUCCCCGUGGAGGCCUGCGUCACCAUGCUGCUGGAGUGUGGCAUGCAGGAGGAGGGUCUUUUCCGAGUGGCUCCCUCGGCCUCCAAGCUGAAGAAGCUCAAGGCUGCCCUGGACUGCUGCGUGGUGGAUGUGCAGGAGUACUCAGCUGACCCCCAUGCCAUCGCAGGAGCCCUCAAGUCCUACCUGCGGGAGCUGCCUGAGCCCCUGAUGACGUUUGAGCUGUACGAGGAGUGGAUCCAGGCCUCCAACAUCCCGGAGCAGGAGAAACGGCUGCAGGCUCUCUGGAACGCCUGCGAGAAGCUGCCCAAAGCCAACUACAACAACAUCAGGUACGUGAUUAAAUUCCUGGCCAAGCUGACCGAGUACCAGGAUAUGAACAAAAUGACCCCGAGCAACGUGGCCAUCGUGCUGGGACCCAACCUGCUGUGGCCACAGGCCGAGGGGAACAUGACGGAGAUGAUGACGACGCUGUCGCUGCAGAUCGUGGGCAUCAUCGAGCCGCUCAUCCAGCACGCAGACUGGUUCUUCCCGGGAGACAUCGAGUUCAACGUGACGGGGAACUACGGCAGCCCCCUGCACGUGAACCACAACGCCAACUACAGCUCCAUGCCCUCGCCGGACAUGGAGCACGGCGAGCGCCGGCAGCACGAGCAGGCCCGGCGGCCCCUCAGCGUGGCCACCGACAACAUGAUGCUGGAGUUCUGCAAGAAGGACGGCCUUAGGAAAAUCCAAAGCAUGGGCGUCAGGGUGAUGGACACCUCGUGGGUGGCUCGCCGAGGCACCUCAGCGGGGCGCAAGGCGGCCUCGGCCCCCCCGGCCGCGCAGCCCCCGGCCCCGCCCGCCGAGCUGCCCCCCACGCCCCACUCGCCCAUCCCCGAGCAGUCGCCGGAGAUUUCAGCAACGCCCUCCCCGCCUCCCACCAGCUUCGGCUUCCCCCCGGCAGCCGAGCGGACAAGGUCUGCUCCGUUUUGAGGUCCCCUCCCUCCACGUGUCCCCGGAUGCCGCCCUGUGCCGGGACCCGCCCGAGGCAGCUCAGAGACUCUCGGGGCCGAGCCUGACCCCGCGGCAGGAGGAGGAGGAGGAGGAGGAAUCGGAGAGCACAGCCCUAUGACAGUGUCCCUGUCCCCAGGCUCAUCCGUGCGGCACCCAGGGGCCAGCACCGGCCACCGGCACCGAGGGCCACGGGCCACCUUGGGUGGCAAAGCGCCCGGUUUGGGGGCGGCCGCUGUUCUUUAGUUCAUUUUUGUUCGCCUUAUCCAGACUUUGCCUUCGAACCGGGUGCCUGCCCCCCGCCCCGCAGCACCCACGACCCUGGGGCGAUGCCACCACGUCCUCCGUGCCCCGAGGCGGGUGCCACUGGGUGCUGGCCAGGUGACAAGGAGCUCGCCGGCGCUUUGCAGUGGGAUUUCCUUUCUUCGGCUUCUUCCCCCUCCGCUUGUUUGGGAGCAGGAUGGG
Molecule: messenger RNA, 2247 nt
Organism: Pyrgilauda ruficollis (rufous-necked snowfinch)
Lineage: Eukaryota; Metazoa; Chordata; Aves; Passeriformes; Passeridae
Gene: ARHGAP44
Product: Rho GTPase activating protein 44
Exons: 18
Coding region: 1-1764 (587 amino acids)
Biological process (GO): positive regulation of GTPase activity; regulation of dendritic spine morphogenesis; signal transduction
Cellular component (GO): leading edge membrane; presynaptic active zone; intracellular anatomical structure
Molecular function (GO): protein binding; GTPase activator activity
Source: RefSeq, a predicted model, not a curated record